AUGGGUGACUGGAGCUUCUUGGGAAACAUAUUAGAGGAAGUAAAUGAACACUCGACGGUGAUUGGGAGGGUGUGGCUCACAGUGCUCUUCAUCUUCCGGAUCCUCAUCCUGGGCACAGCCGCUGAGUUUGUGUGGGGCGACGAGCAGUCGGAUUACGUGUGCAACACCCAGCAGCCUGGUUGCGAGAACGUGUGCUACGACGAGGCUUUCCCCAUCUCGCACAUCCGUCUGUGGGUUCUCCAGAUCAUCUUUGUGUCUACACCCUCGCUGGUGUACGUGGGCCACGCUGUGCACUAUGUCCACAUGGAGGAGAAGCGCAAGGAGCGCGAGGAGGCUGAGUUGAACCGCCAGCAGGAGCUGAGUGAGGAGAGGCUGCCGCUAGCGCCUGACCAGGGCAGUGUGCGCACCACCAAGGAGACCAGCACCAAGGGCAGCAAGAAGUUCAGGCUGGAGGGCACCCUGCUGAGGACCUACAUCUGCCACAUCAUCUUCAAGACGCUAUUCGAGGUGGGAUUCGUGGUGGGCCAGUACUUCCUGUAUGGCUUCCGCAUCCUGCCGCUGUACCAGUGCAGCCGCUGGCCCUGCCCCAACACCGUGGACUGCUUCGUGUCGCGCCCCACCGAGAAGACUGUCUUUAUCAUCUUCAUGUUGGCCGUCGCAUGCGUCUCGCUCUUCCUCAACUUUGUGGAGAUCAGCCACCUGGGCCUGAAGAAGAUCCGCUUCGUGUUCCGCAAGCCGCCGCCCCAGACCCAGGGCGGUCAGGACGGUGAAAGCCAGAGCCCCCCUGAGGAAAAGAGCCUGCACUCCAUGGCCGUGUCGUCCAUCCAGAAGGCCAAGGGCUACCGGCAGCUGGAGGAGGACAAGCCCGCAUCGCACUUCUUCCCCUUAACAGAGGUAGGCAUGGAGGCAGGCAGGCUGCCCGUACCUUACCAGGCGGGAAGUGAGAACGUCUCUAAAGUGUACGACGAGUCUUUGCCUUCCUACGUCCAGACCACUGGGGCGGAGGUGAGGGUCCUACCGGAAAGCGGCGAGGACGAGGGCCCCGCGGACCCCGACGUGGAGGCUACCGACACGAUAGCAGACACCAGACCACUCAGCAGUUUAAGCAAAGCCAGCAGCAGGGCAAGGUCAGACGAUUUGACAGUAUGAAAGUGAAAUCAAUGUGAAAAAGCAUGGGAGCAAAGCAGAGCCUUAACUCUCGCUGUGAGGGAAGAAGUUAACAUCAGCUUG
Molecule: messenger RNA, 1230 nt
Organism: Salvelinus fontinalis (brook trout)
Lineage: Eukaryota; Metazoa; Chordata; Actinopteri; Salmoniformes; Salmonidae
Product: gap junction alpha-8 protein-like
Exons: 1
Coding region: 1-1149 (382 amino acids)
Biological process (GO): cell communication
Cellular component (GO): connexin complex
Source: RefSeq, a predicted model, not a curated record